AUGGAUAUUUUUGAAGGAAUUGGUAUCUUAGAAGCGCUGAAAGAGGAUAAAAGGAAGCACUGGGUUCACCCAUUAUACAAGAAAAGGUUGAGCAUUGGACAAUUCCACACUCUUUACCCAGUACUAAGGAAACAUCCAGAAAAAUUUAACGACUAUUUCAAUAUGACUUCUCAUACAUUUGAUGAAUUGUUGAAAUCUAUAACCCAGUACAUAGCUAAAAAUAAUAUCACAAGAGAUACAUUAUGUCCCGAAGAACGGCUUACUAUAACUUUGAGGAACCAAUAUGGUAACAUUAAGUUGGUAACCAGUCAUUCCUCAUCUUCAAUGUGGUUUGAAUCGCCUCGCAAUAUUGCUUCUAUGUCUUCUACUACUACUACUGAAGAACCUGUAGAGCUAUGUGAUGGACUGUUUCGAGGGUAG
Molecule: messenger RNA, 420 nt
Organism: Parnassius apollo (apollo)
Lineage: Eukaryota; Metazoa; Arthropoda; Insecta; Lepidoptera; Papilionidae
Source: the annotation of a GenBank genome assembly